Molecule: messenger RNA, 2663 nt
Organism: Patiria miniata (bat star)
Lineage: Eukaryota; Metazoa; Echinodermata; Asteroidea; Valvatida; Asterinidae
Exons: 1
Coding region: 211-1536 (441 amino acids)
Source: RefSeq, a predicted model, not a curated record
AGGAUUACAUGUAUUACUGAAUGGAAGAAACAGAUGAGACGUCGUGUCCCUCGACAAACAACACAGCUAUAGACUCGUCAUCACAGCCAUCAGCGAGGCACAAUUGCAUUCAUCUUCAUCACACUCGGCUCAGCCCGGCUUGGCUCGUCUCCAUCCGUUUGGCAUCUCACACAACGGGCCAACAUCUCGCAUCGUCUGCACUAGGCAUCCAUGACGCAAGGAGACCAGCAACAUCCCACUGAGAUGACCGGGGCGGCUGGGUCUGGGUCCUCCUGCCCUGAAGAUGCAGAUGCUGCCGAGCGGGGGAGUAGCAGUCCGCAGGAAGAAAGGGACAGGAUUGCGAUGGAAGAUCGGCUACACCACGCUCACCAACAUCACUUCACCCACCACCACCAACAACCCCCAGAGCAGACAACUGCAGCGGAUGGUGAUGUCAAGACGCUCCUUCAUUUCGUCAGUCUCGCCUCCUCUGACAUCAAAGCUGCACUGGACAAGUCCGCGCCAUCCAACGCCAGGAAAUCCUCAUCAGUAGACAAUAUUAAUCGAAAGUUUCCGCAAAAACAGCUGUUGAAAAAGAGCCCGAUUUCGAACUUCACUGGGUCUGAGGUCUAUCGAGGGGACGAUCCUUAUUUCAACUCCCGAAGAUUCGCUGCCAGUCUCAACUCCCCCCAAUCCCCGGGCAUCCAAAGUGGCGCCCUGCACUUUUCGGAGAGGCUGAUGGCUAGCGCUUCACUUCACCGCGAUCACCUGAUCAAAAACUCCGAUCUUUUGAAAGAGUUAACAUUUGGGAGUGGCAUCCGCAGGGACCUGGAUCAGCCUUUGUUUGGAAGAAGAGGCUCGACUCGGUAUCAUGAUCAUCGACGCAGUGCCGGUUUGUCUGGUCGUGAAUUCACGGAUAUGGCGAAAUUAGACCGCAGUGGUGAAGCAGAGCGGCCGGACAGUGACAAUCCCCUACCGCUUCGGAAGCGCAGACUCCCCGCCUCAUUCUGGCAGGAGCCUGAUCGCAGCGAAAAUCACAAAACCAUACCGAGCACAAUAACUGGCUUAUCCCCAGUAAACCUUAGCUCAAAUUUGAAAUUUCCUAACCUCCUGCCAUCUUUAGCACAGGGCUUCACCGACUCUAGACCGACAUCUUUGGAUAAGAAUGCUAUAUACCCAAGUGGGGAUCAGUGUUACUCCGGUUUAAACCUCCCCUUCCCGCCUCCUCUUUCAAACUCUCUAAACAGAGACAACUACUUGAACAGGGCGUUGAACUUCCAGUAUUCAUCAAUUUGCUCGUGUAGCCAGCAUACUGAACUGUACAGCUAUGAGCACGGGCCCGCCUGUGCCGCGUACGCGGCCAGACACGGUGGGGAGACACCCGGCAUUUUCAACCCAAUCAGUGCCACUGGGCUACUCUCACGUUGGCACGUUCCAUCACAACUCACCACCGAGAGAGCUGGCAUGUGCCACCCAUCAGCCCCCCGUGUCGUCAAGCCCAUUCCUACCAAGAGUAUCACAUCUUAUCCGCCCAGGUAUCACCCCAUAUACACUUGAACCGAGAAAAAAAAACAAGCCCAUUUCCAUCGAUAAAAAUUCUCAGCUCAUCAAAACCCUAUCAUCUCAUUUUGGAAAGCGACUUGUCAUUGUUCAUGCCGCAAAUUGACGGAAUUCCUGCCAGGGGAGUUUGACAUUUUCGCCGUGUAUCUCGCCCGCGGCGAUGAUACGAUCCACAAGAGAACUGGAAUGCGAAACCCCUGGCGGCAGUUGGUAGCCCUACUGAAAGUUGAAACUCGCAAAAGAACACACAGCCCAGUUGGUGUGCUGAGAGCUAGCUACACACCCCACUAUCCUGCAGAGAGUGACGGCUGACGGCAAGUGUUUCCCAGUGUCUGUAACGGGCUGUCUGGCACGCGCUCCACCCCGGGGGAGCAAUUAAGACCACGAGUUGACAAGCCGAACGCGUGUACUGUCCGUCUGAUAUGCCCUUAUAUUACUUGGGACCCGUGAACGCAUGAAGGCAAAUUCAUCAAUCUGUUUUCCGAUGAGAAUGGUAUGGGAUCUGCGCAGCAAUGUAAACCUUUUGCUCUAACCCUGAAUAAACCUUGCCUCUCACUUUGCUUUGUAGAACCAUUCGUUCAUAACUCAAAGCAGGUGUUCAGGCCUAGCUGACCGCAAGCGACAUUCAAAUAAACAUUAUUCAUUUUCUAAUUAAUGGGACAUCGAGUUGAUGUAUAUUGCAAAGGAAACAACAAUUCAGUUCCGGACUCUGGUAGUCUUGAAAAUUAAAACAGUUGGAGAAACAUUAAAUGCUGUAAAAGUGUGAUUAGAAUAAGCUGAAUCGCUUAAACCUUCUCAUAGUUGGGGGGAAAACCCGACGUCUGACUUUUCUUGAUAAUAUUCAGCCCAUUAUGUAGUUUUGACAGGAACUUACAAUGAGAUAACUUGAGUUUAAGACUACCUGAUUUUUAGUCCCGCUGAAAUUUAAAGUGUAUAGGUUUAAUAAUGAAAACGAAUAUUCGAGUGUGUCGUUUGCCUGAAUCUUUUUAUCAUUUUCCUCUCUUCUUUCAAGUUGGAUUGUUCAGGAAUGUGAAUAUAUUAUAAUAAUACUAUACAGCAAUGUUUGCCAUUCUGGGGUAUCAUCAAUAACAUUUAAAGGCUGGAUUUCACACUAUAGUAUGUAA